Messenger RNA from Trypanosoma brucei brucei TREU927, 2058 nucleotides. RefSeq lists its product as hypothetical. Bases 1 to 2058 code for a protein of 685 amino acids. The transcript has a single exon. Gene Ontology annotation, molecular function: pseudouridine synthase activity; RNA binding. The record is from RefSeq and is a predicted model, not a curated record. Gene Ontology annotation, cellular component: nucleus. NCBI's taxonomy places the organism in Eukaryota, Euglenozoa, Kinetoplastea, Trypanosomatida, Trypanosomatidae. Gene Ontology annotation, biological process: pseudouridine synthesis.
AUGUUUCCACCUUGUCUGAAGCAAAGUAAUCAGAAAAGAGGGUGUGUGUGGGGUGAUAUGACUGUAGUCGAGUCUCCUUUCACCAUGCAUGACCGCGAGCGGCUGGUCGGGAUUCGUUUCUCUUUGCUUAACGCACACUUGGUGGGUCGCGAAGGGAUCGGAGCGUUCAAGCGCCUAGUGGUGUCCAUGAAGACACUCUACUCAGACUUUGUGGUGAGGGAGUUGUCACUUCUGUACAACGAUGGUAAACCCCUCGUAUUGGAGUCGUUGCAGCACACCGAGGCAGAUGCCAAACCACACGAUACGGUAGGAGCGAAGAGGCAACGGGAUGCGGAGUCAGGCGGCCGUGAUGGCGUGGCUGAUAUCGGGGAAGUGGCACUAGAAGGCAUUCGCGCGAAACUUGAGGGAGUUGUUCCUGCCGAAGAACUGGACUCCGUGACGAAGUCGCUAUGCGCCGGGGAGCCCUCAGUUACACUCCGAUGUUCCCUCACGAAACCCCAACGUACCCGGAUUCACGAGGUGGUGAGAGAGCUUCUUGGCGGGCGGUACAUUAGUCGAGCGGAGAGCGGAACCCUUGUGAUCGAGAGGGCAACGCAUGCAACGAGGCGAGCGGAUGAACGGCGUCUGAAUCCAGUGCGAAGUCAGAAGUUUCUACAUUUCACUCUCUACAAGGAGAAUAUCGAUAGCAACCAUGCACUUCGGGAAGUGGCUUCGUACCUCCAUGUGCCUACCCGGAGUCUUCUUUUCAGUGGAACAAAGGACAAACGUGCUGUGACUCUGCAACGUGUCGCAGUGCGUGGAGUGUCACCAGAAAAACUGAUAGGAAUCAACAGUCGAUCUUUUGGACAGGACCGCAAGGUGAAGGUGUGCAGUUUUAGAACGAUGGACCACGGGUUGCGCCUUGGUGACGCUGUGGGCAACCAUUUCCUUAUUGCCCUUCGACUUUUACCUGAAAGUCGGGACAUCGAUUCCGACACUCUGAACACUGUUGAAAGCACCAUCAACCGCGAAGGUGUGGUGAACUACUUUGGUACCCAACGAUUUGGGACAACUGACGUGCUUACAGGUGAUGUUGGUAUUCAGCUUCUUUCGGGUCACUUCGAAAAUGCUCUACGACUGGUAUUUCGCUCAAAAUCAAUGGUCGAGCCGAGUAUGCUUGCCGCAGUUGAUGCCCUUGAAAAAGGGUCCUUUGAGGAAGCUGUGAAACUUGUACCGCACUAUUGUCACCAGGAACGCGAUAUGCUGAACCACUUGGUAGACUCCCCUAACGAUUUCCUCGGUUCCUUUUCCAAAAUUCCUCGAACAAUGAGCAUGAUGUACUUCCACGCAGUACAGAGCCUAAUAUGGAAUAUUAUGGCUUCCAAGAGGUUGGAAGUGGGUGUGGUGCCUCAGGUUGGCGACUUGGUACUCAAAUCCCGUUACACAGCCCGGUUGAGGUGUAAUCAGCAGUCCGAUUGUCUUGAGGGGCUUGAUUUAAGCGCAAACGAAAUGGACGACACAACAGAGGAAAAGGAGAGGGGCCUUCCUGAAGUGGUUCAUCUCACCACUGAAGACGUGGCAACAGGCCUCUUUCAGAUAGCGGAUAUUCUUCUUCCAGUACCAGGCCCUGACGAGAAACUGCAGUACCCCACUGUUAGCGCAUGUGAUCGCAGUGCCUAUAUUGAAACCCUUGCUUUGAAGGGGGCUGAAAGCCUUGUGAGGGCUAGCAACCCCCUUGUGAAGUUGUUUCAUUACCACGGAGCCUAUCGACAUCUUGUUGUGAAACCUAGGGGGUUCAGGAUGCGUCUUUGUAAUACAAAAAGCUUACGGGAGCCGAUUAUUCCCACGGACCUCGAGCUUCUAACGGGCAGCAAGGGAUGUGUAGAAGAGGCCACUGGUGCGUCUGUCAGCAAUGGAGAUGGCACCAACUUGCCGUGUAAGGCGAUUGUGGUGGAAUUUUCCCUUCCUCCAGGAGCGUACGCCACGUGUGUGCUGCGUGAAUUCUGUGACUGUCGUACGGAAGGGUACCAUCGCGCAUCGUCGAAAGCCGCUGGAAAUAGUGAGCCAUCCGCUGGAUGA